Messenger RNA from Megachile rotundata (alfalfa leafcutting bee), 1245 nucleotides. RefSeq names its product hydroxymethylglutaryl-CoA synthase (gene Hmgs). The record is from RefSeq and is a predicted model, not a curated record. Gene Ontology annotation, molecular function: hydroxymethylglutaryl-CoA synthase activity. Gene Ontology annotation, biological process: acetyl-CoA metabolic process. NCBI's taxonomy places the organism in Eukaryota, Metazoa, Arthropoda, Insecta, Hymenoptera, Megachilidae.
AUGUGGCCAAAAGAUGUGGGUAUCAAAGCAAUGGAAGUGUACUUUCCUGCUCAAUAUGUUGAGCAAACUGAACUUGAACAAUUUGAUGGCGUUUCUGCUGGGAAAUAUACCAUUGGUCUAGGUCAAUGUAGGAUGGGAUUUUGCAAUGACCGUGAAGAUAUUAAUUCUUUGUGUUUAACUGUGGUCCAUCGAUUAAUGGAUAGGAAUAGUAUAAAGCCACAAGAUAUAGGAAGAUUAGAAGUUGGAACAGAAACUGUGAUAGAUAAAAGCAAAUCAGUAAAAUCUGUUCUUAUGCAACUAUUUGAACCAGAUGGUUGCACAGACAUGGAAGGGGCAGAUACAACUAAUGCAUGUUAUGGAGGUACUGCUGCUCUUUUGAAUGCUGUAUCUUGGGUAGAAAGCAGUGCUUGGGACGGUAGAUUAGCUUUAGUUGUGGCUGCUGACAAUGCUGUAUAUUCUACCGGAGCUGCUAGACCAACAGGUGGUGCUGGAGCCAUAGCAAUGGUAAUUGGACCAAAUGCACCUUUAGUAAUUGAUCGUGGAGUAAGGUCAUCAUGUAUGAAACAUGCAUACGACUUUUACAAACCAAAUCUAAAAUCAGAAUAUCCUGUUGUAGAUGGACAAUUGUCAAUUCAGUGUUAUCUUAGUGCUUUGGAUAAUUGCUAUCAGACUUAUUGUAAAAAAGCAAAGAAUAAGUACAAUGAAUCUGUGACUUUAAAUAAUUUUGAUUCAUUUUUAUUUCAUUCUCCAUACUGUAAAUUAGUACAAAAGUCUUAUGCUAGAUUAGCUUUUAAUGAUUUCUUAAAUGCAUCCAAAGAAGAAGUACUUAAAAAGUAUCCAGAAUUAGGGAAGUUCCAUGACAUUAAACUUGAAGAUAGUUAUUUCGAUAGAGAUAUUGAAAAAGCAUUUAUGAAUUUGAUGGAAGAAUUGGCAGGUUCCAAAAUUGGCAUAUUUUCAUAUGGUUCAGGAUUUUGUUCUACAAUGUAUUCGUUAACAAUAACAAAAGAUACAAAGGAUGGAUCUGAUUUAAUGAAAAUUAUUUCAUCUCUAUCAUAUAUUAAACAAGAACUAGAGUCCCGUCAAAAAGUUUCUCCAGCAGAUUAUACAGAAAUAUUAGAAUGGCGUGAACAACACUGUCAUACUGUACCAUUUAGUCCCCAAAGUAGUAUUACUAAUAUGUUCCCUGGAACAUAUUAUCUUGUACAAGUGGAUGAAAAAUAUAGAAGAACUUAUGAACGGGUAUGA